GGGACACGUUUGCUUCUGGAUGGCCGUACAAUAGCGUGUCAGUGGCAUCACUGCCCAGGAACCCAACGCAUCUACAGCAUUGUGCAAAAUAGGUAUUGUUUCACGUAAUAGCAUGAUCUAGGCGAUUUUCGCUCUGAUAGACGCCAAACACUUGGGGUAAAAGCCUUAUACAACUGUUUUACCUGUCAGAGUACAUCGUCAAUAUCUGUAUUAAUAAUAGUUAUCGUUGCACUAACCUGGGCUUGGCGGGCAACGGUCGACUCCAGCUUUCAAAGCAACUCAGGAAUAAGUUACACAGCAACAGUCAUUUAGCGAAAUUGCAAUUGCUUGAUAUAAACUAGGGCAGUUACCUUUAGGCAGCUCGGCAGCGGGAAGCGGCGAUGGAAGAUGCGCUUGCCCGGCGUGAGCGGCUGAAAGCCCUACGCGCAGCGGCGCAAGCCACGGACGGCGACCAAGGCGAUGCCGCCGCGGCGGCCCCAGCUGCCGACGCAGAGCCGGAGAAGCCGGUGCUCAAGUUCCGCAAUUACGCAGUCCAGGACACGAAGCGGAUAGACCACGAGCGGGUAGCAGCAGCGCAGCCCCCUAAGUUUCAGGAGCCCGUUGUGGAAACCAAACCCGAGGAGCUGCCCCAAGAGGAGCUGCUGGUCAACAUCGCGCCCAAGAAGGCCAACUGGGACCUCAAGCGCGACGUGCAGCCCAAGCUCGACAAGCUGGAGCGGCGCACGCAGCGGGCCAUUCUGGAGAUGAUGCGCGAGGAGGAGCGGCGGAAGCUGGAGGAGGAGGGGGGCGUGCAGGACUAGGGAGGGAGGCGGGCAGGCGCUGGUAGGGGGCAUGCAGGCUGGAAGGGGGCCGGGCUAGAUGGGUGAUGUCACCGGUUAAAGAGGUCAGGUUUCCAGCGAACUGGGAGCGCAUGCGAAGGGGCGGUAUAAGAAGGAGCCCUGUGUAGGGCUGGGCGGGUCAUGCGGUGCAGUGAGGCCGCGCGCUUGCACAGUGCCAGGCCCCUGAUCUGCGUACAGGAGCGCAAUGUUGGUGGUUGCGCGCGAGAGGGGGGAUGCGCUGGUCACAGCUGCGUGAGGUGGGGUGAACAGCGGCAUGCAGCCAGGCGCGCUGGGGACGCGCGGAACAAUGCUAGUAGAGCGGUGUUCGUUGGGCACAUGCCAGCCGGGCGGUUGCUGAGGACCUGGCGGUUGCUGAAGGUGCUGGCAGUGCUGAGCUCUGCUUCACCGGUAUCGUGUCGCUGCACAGAGGGCAAACAUGUUAUGGAACUGGACUAGCACCGUGUUUCCCAGCGUUUCCCCUAUAGCCGGGGGCCCUUGUGGCUGGGCUCAUAGCAGCACCUGCUGCCCCUUGGCUGCUGCGAUGCUGCCCUGCGUGCGCUGCAUGCGAGGCGGUUUCGUGCUGUGCGGACCCGAUCCACGCUGGUGGGUUGAUGGUUGCGCGAUUGUGGUGGUAUCGUUGCAGCAGCAGCAGCCGUCCAAUCGAACACGCCCUGACUUGUCCAUUCGUUUGAUUGGCUCAUUGCAGCUCCUAUCUUUCAACUUCGUAUCCUG
Astrephomene gubernaculifera is the source of this 1550-nucleotide messenger RNA. NCBI's taxonomy places the organism in Eukaryota, Viridiplantae, Chlorophyta, Chlorophyceae, Chlamydomonadales, Astrephomenaceae. The record is from the annotation of a GenBank genome assembly.